Molecule: messenger RNA, 1587 nt
Organism: Rhizoctonia solani
Lineage: Eukaryota; Fungi; Basidiomycota; Agaricomycetes; Cantharellales; Ceratobasidiaceae
Product: Serine/threonine-protein kinase
Exons: 6
Coding region: 1-1587 (528 amino acids)
Biological process (GO): spliceosomal complex assembly; protein phosphorylation; regulation of mRNA processing
Molecular function (GO): protein kinase activity; ATP binding
Source: RefSeq, a predicted model, not a curated record
AUGCCCGUCGAAGUCGUCGAACGCGAAGAGGCCGUGGGCGACUAUAUGCCUGGUGGAUACCUGCGUGUGCGGAUUGGAGACCGCUUUGCACACCGUUACCGUAUCGUGCGCAAGCUCGGGUGGGGCCAUUUCAGCACUGUCUGGCUUGCCCACGACAUACAGACCGACUCGCAUGUCGCGCUCAAGUUUGUCAAGUCCGCACCCCGUUACUCUCAAACAGCCGCAGACGAGGUCGCAUUACUUCAGCACAUAGUCGACGCUCGCGACGAAGCCCACCCUGGCCGAGAUCGCCUCGUGACGUUUCUCGACUCGUUUACACAUACCAACGCGCGGACCGCACAGGUCCACCAUUGUAUAGCAUUCGAACCGCUGGGAAUGAAUCUCCUUCAGUUGUUACAGCAGCCCGAUUACAAACAUCACGGGGUCCCCGUACCGUUUGUCAAACAAAUCACACGCCAGGUUUUGCACGGCUCGACUACCUCCAUAGAUUACCCCGCACUAGACCUCAAACCCGAAAACAUCCUACUCCGCAUUGCCCCCGACCACAUUGAGAAUCACAUUCGUGCUGAACUCGCAUCCAGCCCUCCCGCCGUGGAACAUUCGAUCCCCAUCUCCGCCUCCUCCCGCAGCAGUUCAUACUACUCUCACCGCCGACAGAACGUGUACAUUGUUGGCUCCCAGCCUCUUUCAAGUCCUAGCCCGAGCUGGUCCGGAUCUGCCAGCAGCAAGCCGAGUCUGUCAGCCAGUCACGCCCAGUUUGAACAACUUGCCCUUCGAAUGUCUAAGCUAGUGACCGAGGAAGAUGAGCGCCAGACGAGCGCCAACUCGAGCUGUGCUGCUUCAGCUAUUUUCAGCUUGACGAGCACAAGCGCUGCGGGGUCUGGUUGGACGAGUGAGACCGAGGCUGACGAUUGUCCUACGUCAGCUGUUGUCCCAGCACCCGUCAUUGCUGAGCAACCUGGAGAAGAUUCGGAUACGCCCAGGCUGUCCAUAGUCGAUGGUCCUUCAAUGUUGACCAAGACUGCGCCCGUACCCAUCUCGACCCAAUCAGAGGCCAAGCCUACGGCGACAGAAGACCAAGUGUCGAUCAAGAUUGCCGAUUUGGGCAAUGCAACAAGAAUUGGGCGGCAUGUUACAGAUGAUAUCCAGACGCGACAGUAUCGCUCUCCGGAAGUUAUCCUUCGCAAGCGAUGGGGUCCUGCAGUGGAUAUUUUUUCGCUGGGAUGUGUUGUGUUUGAGCUCCUGACUGGUGAUUUCCUCUUUGAGCCCAAGGCGCGUGAGCCUUUGUGGUCAAGAGACGACGAUCAUAUCUGUCAGAUGCACGAAGCACUUGGUCCGUUUACACAUGCUGCAGCAUUUGGGGGGCAAUUCUCCCGAGCUAUCUUCCGGUCCGAUUGUACUCUACGAAACGUGCCGGCCCGGAAGAUUAAUAUGUGGCCGCUUGAUUCUGUCCUGAAGGACAAGUACGAGAUGAACAAGGACCGAGUCGCCGAAAUAAGCGAGUUCUUGCGACCGCUUUUGGCACUUGAUCCGGCUGAGAGGGCUGAUGCGCUCGAUGCUGCUCAACAUCCCUGGCUUUGGUCCUAG